UCAUGUGACCAGGUGGAAUUUCAAUAUGGCUGCUGGGACUUCGAAUUUCGUUCUACUUCGAGAAUUUUUCGUAAUUUUACUGUAAGAUCAACUUAAAAUUGCAGAAUGUCUUCAUCUGGUGACCACUUAGAGACAGUAGAGGAGUUAAGACAAGAGAUCGAACGCUUACAGAAUGAGCUGUCGGAAACUACUCAGGAGAAAGUGCAAGCUGCUGAAUACGGAUUGGCAGUGUUGGAGGAAAAACAGCUUCUGCAAGCUCAAGUUGAGGAAGUUGAGAGCUUAUACGAAGCAACAAAACACGAACUAGAAACAGUGAGAGGGAAACUUGACCAACUUCAAGUGUCCCAGAAGAAGCAGAGUCAGGUUGGAGUGAGACAUGAGGAAAGUCUUCUACACGAGACGGUCACCAGGGAGGAAGAACUACAGGCCUACAUACGGGAGCUGGAACUGGACUGCAAGGCAGCCAAACAGGCUUUUGAAAGGCUAAAGACAGAGAAUGAGCGCCUCCAGGCCUUGUCUAAUGAGCUAUCCCAGCAGGGAGAGUCUACACAGAGCCAGUGUGCACAGCUGCGGAAAGAGAACAAGGAACUGAAACAUCGAGAAAAUCGCAAUCUCACAGAUUAUGCAGAGCUGGAAGAAGAGAAUGUUUCGUUGCAGAAACAGGUUCUUCAGCUUAAGCAGGCACAGGUGGAUUACGAAGGCAUGAAACACGAGCGCAAACGUCUCCAGGAGGAUGUGGAGUAUCUUACUGCUCAGGUGGAAGAAAUGGCACACCUGAAAAACAUUGUGGAAAAAAAUCUAGAAGAGGCCCUCGCUGCAGUUCAGCUUGAGCGUGAACAGAGGCACUCUCUGAAAAAAGAACUCGAUCAGCGCAUUGAAAAUGAAAGGUUAAAACUGAUGCAGAGUAGUUACAAUGCCCAAUUCAGUGGACUGGAUUUUAAUGAUGGUUUCAAACUCGGUGGCCAUGAUGAAAACAACCACGAGUUUGAGAUCGAUCACAACAGUGAUCAGCCAGCCCUGAAAAGGAUCGAGGCAGACUUUUUAGUGUCGACACCAAAAAUUGCCCCUGUUACGCCGGUCCAGGGGGACCUGUUCAGCGAGAUCCACCUCACAGAGGUGAGAAAGCUGGAGGAGACCCUGGAACAGACUGAACUGGAAAAAUCAGAGAUUUCACGGAAUUUUGAAGAAUCUCAAUCACAGCUGGAGGAGCUAAAAAAGGAAUUGGAACUUCAAAAGGAGAAGGUUCAGUCCCUUCAGGCCCACAUUAAUGCAGUGUCCACUGUCCAAGAUGCCAAGUCCCUGGUGGCUGAGCUGGACGACAUGGCAAUCGUUGACGGGGACGAAAACAUAGAGGGUAUGACAGAAAGUGAGAAAGAAAUUCACCAGCUCAGAAAAGCACUUCGUAAACAGGAACUCCAAUACUCCACUGCUGUGCAGCAAAUAAAUGAACUUCAGGCAGCCAUGACAGGUGUCAAAGCUGCCGAUUCUGGCGAUGACCAAAAGGAUGCAAUGUCAAAGCUCCAGUCUAAGCUUAGGGAGUACGAAGACACCAUGCAAAAUCUCCGAUCUGACCUCAGUGCUGCGACAGGUGUUCUGGGUAAUACUCAAGAGGAGCUGAUUCGCGUGGUGGAGGAACUGGCACAGCUGUAUCACCACGUGUGUGAAGUGAACGGUCAGACGCCGAGCAGGAUAAUGCUGGAGCACAUCAAGGGAAUGAGCAGUUUCACUCGCAGGGACAGCAGCAAGGAUCUGGAGGAAAGCGGCAAAGAGGGUUCUCCUGCUGAUGCUUCUGAGAAUGCAGACAACAAAGGUGACUCCCAGCAGCCAAAGAAAAAGGAAGAAGAGUCUUCUUCCAGCAGUUCUGCUCCAUCAGGAGACCCCAUGGCAUGCUGCAAGCUGACAGAAACUCUGCAAGACCAGGUGAAGCACCUGAGUCGCGCUGUCAAACGCACAAUAGAGGCAGCACAGAAGAACAAAGACGGCGAUAACAUGACGUCUGACGUCGAAGAGCUCCAGGACCAGAUUGUGAAACUCAAAGCCAUGUUGUCCACCAAAAGGGAACAGAUUGCUACGCUGCGCAGCGUCCUCAAGGCCAACAAGAACACCGCAGAAAUCGCCCUCCAGAAUCUCAAGUCCAAGUACGAGAACGAGAAGUCCAUAGUGACCGACACCAUGAUGAAGCUGAGGAAUGAACUGAAGGCAUUGAAGGAGGAUGCUGCCACAUUUUCCUCCCUGCGCGCCAUGUUUGCUCAGCGUUGUGAUGAGUACGUCACACAGCUAGAUGAGAUGCAGCGCCAACUGUCCGCAGCAGAAGAGGAGAAAAAGACCCUCAACUCCCUCCUGAGAAUGGCAAUACAGCAGAAGUUGGCUCUGACUCAGAGACUGGAGGACCUGGAGUUUGACCGUGAGCGUCGCAACGUGCGCAGCCGCCAGGGAGGGCGAGGAAAACCCAGCGGCAGAGUAAGUCACAACAGUCACUCUCCUUACGAUGACCGUCAUGCACGUUAUCCCAAACGGGACUACUAACCUCCUUCUGCUGUAGGUCCACAGUGAUGGUGGUUGGUUAACGAUGAACUGACUUAUAACCCAUGCCCAGUGUCCAGCCGUGGUCAGUCUCCUGCCACUGACCUGAACAGUAGUUGAUUGUUGGCUCUCAGUUGAGGUGCCCAUAACACAUUUCGAGAGUUUGGUCUUAGUUAGGUUUUUCUUUUUCUCAUGCAUUCGUUUGCCGCAAAUGUAAGAUAUGCCAGUUUUGCCGGUGGCUAAUGAGGAGACCAGACUCUUUUAUAUUUCGGUUGGUGGCACCCGUCUCUGAUUGAGCCAGAGAAGAGGAAGGCUGGAGGGGUGGCGAGAUGCUCUUAAACCUGAGGAGAUUAGAAAGCAAGGCAUAUUAGUUUUUUGCAAGUCAUUGUUACAUCAUUGUGUAAGCAGAGAAUAUCACUACCAUAGUAGUCAUUAACUAAACGCUUAUGACUAAUAUAUGAAUGAAUGUUUUCACUUUGUAAAUACAGACCAGUUACUUAAUUUGUGAAAUAUUUUGAUUUAGACUUGCCUUGCCUUCUUUUCUCUUCAUAAAAAUGAGCUAAAAACAACUAACAGUCCAAACCAUUGGGACAAUUACAAGGCUUGGGACGACCAUGGUCAAGCAGUAAGCAUCUUUUUGGUGGUCAAGAUGACCGUGGUUGUGUCCUUGGAGCCUAUAUCUGAAGUUUGUUUCAGCAAACCAGAAUUUCACAAAGAUUUGAUUGGAGGGGUAAAAAUUCACUUUGAUACAAGUAUUAGCCUGGGCUAUUACUUUGUGAGCACAGCCAUCUAAUUUGGCUGUAAAUGAUUGCAAAGCAUGGUUUCUAGUCUAAAAGUUUCACUGGAGGAGAGAAAAAGAAAAAGAAAAUCUGUUAUGUUUAUCAUCUUGUACAGGUGAAUUCUAUCUGGAAAAGAAUGGUGCAAGAAAUUUUAAAAUUGAUCGCGAAAGUGUUAGCACUCUUCAUCAUUGCUGUUGCUGUUUAUGAUUCCCAGAAUAAGGCAAAUAACAUUACUGCAUGAAUAAUUGGAAUUUAUUUAUCUCAAAGAUAACUUAUUAAUUUUAGAUAAGGAAUAUUACUGAUAACAAUUAACAAUGAUGUUUUCGUUAAGUUUAAACUCUGGUUAUCAGUGUUUAAAAAGGAGGUGGUGGCUUAACAUGAAUUGUAUACAAUUUCCAUUUAUGUAAUUUCCCUUCCAGUAUUUAUUGUCAUAGUUAUAACUAAUAUACUGUAUUCUCUUUUAGUAUUAUCGCUACUCAUACUACUAGGUAGGGUCAUUGUAUAAUAUUAAGUUAUGCAUGCUGAUGACGGCAGGGCUGCACCCCGGGGCUGAGGUCAACACACACACACACACACACAGAGAUAUCCCUUUAUGCAUUUUGAGGGAGUGAUUCCUGGCAGAAUGAUCUGAACCUCGGGGCGACGCCCGCCGAAUAAUGUGACUGUAUUAUUACAUUUCAGUUACAUUGUGUGACAAUCUGGAUUCUGUUCUUAUAUUGAUUUGGUUACAAGGUUGGAGACUUGUAUUUUUGUUUUUACUUACUGUUAAUAUUGAAGAUGUGAACUGUCAUCUUACUUAACCUGCCAGUCUAACUGCAAAGGAACUGUUCUUCCCUAUAGCACUGUCAGCUAAUAUUCUGUAUAAGAUUUACAGCCACUUCUUUAAUAUGUAACUUUAUAUUAUAACAUUGUAGACACUGUAAAUGAUACUUUGUUUUACAAUGUUUCAUAAUUUUGAUAAACUUUUUUUAAAAAAGAAAAAUUCUCUCCUUGGUGGUGGGUUGUUGGAUUGAAGGGGUUUUUAUCACAAAUUCACGUGCCGUUUUUGUUUUUCUUCUUUCUCAGCGAAAUCGCCGUGAGCGUGAUCAUCGUGAUCAGUGGCACUAACCACCCAGGGGAAGGUAACCAGUUAUAUUGAGAGAUAUGAUUUUAUCAUUUCUGAUUAUUUUUUUAUAUAUAAACAUAUUUAUAUUUUUGGGUGUAAUGUUUGAUGCUAAGGGAUUUCAUUUACUUAUAUUUCGUAUGUGUAGCAGUAAACGCACACCUAUUAUAAGAUCUUGUUGCUAUGGCAUGAAAAAAAUUUUUUUUUUUUUUUUUUCAAUUUUUGAUCAGCGAAUCGACUGUGUAUGGACUUGACAGUGGUUAUAGGUUGAGGACAGUUCCUUUGUAUUGGUACAUUGUCAGGGGUGGCAGGUUUACAAAUGGAUAAACUGUUAUGGCUUUUAGCAAGUUGCUUGUAGUUUUAACCACGUACAUUUGUCACAUGUAUAUGUUGAUUUUGAAAAUAUGUUCUAUGAUAUGUGCAUUUUAAAGUGUUGUGUAUAAUUACUGUUGAACUGUUUGUGUUAUUAUCGAUACACAGUGACAAUUAUUUAUACUUCCUUUUUUACAUCAGACAAGUUCAGAUUCAGAAGAAGAAGAAGCGCCAUCAUGAAAGAAAGAAAGAAGAGAGGAUGUUAAGGCUAAGCUUGAUUGUGCUUUACAUGUCUCAAAUGCAUGAACUGCUAUAAGUUUGUGCAGACGGCAAUGUGAGCAUGAAAUCUUACUGUAGGUGGCACUUGUAGUGCCAAGAUGAGACCAAACAUGAUACAGCUAUGCUCAAAGUACUGAUGUGGUAUAACUUUCUGGUUGAAAUUAUAUAGAAAUACAUGAGUAAGAACUUGUACAAUGGCUUUAAAAGGUCAUUGAAGUCUUGAAGUCUUUAAGUUAUAAGGGUUUGGGUGAGCAGAAUGAUGAACCACCCCAGACAAGAGCAAUGCUGUAGACAUUGUAAAUGCAGUGCUGUGUGACUGUAUUCUAUGUAGCUUUAUGGCAGCAAUGUACGGUGUACACCUUACACCCUGAAGUUCAGAUGCUGUCUGUGGGUGCAGUACAUGCAGCUUUAUGAUGGCAGUUCAUGGUGUACACAUCACAUGCUCCAUGGCAACAGUGCAUGUUAUACAUAUUACAUUGCUCCAUGGCAACACUGCAUAGUGUGUGCCUUACACCCUGAAAUUCAGAACAUUGAUAGAGAAACACCUAAGACGACUGAUGGUUAGACCACUUUUUAAAUUCUGUUAACUGGACACAGUUUUGGCAUAGAAUGAAAUGUUAUUCUCUCUCGAUGUUCUUGAGCUGUGGAGUUUUGGGCUUCUCCAGAUACACUUGAAAUGAGUUAUGUAUGUCAUUGGGGAAUUCAAAAAUUUGUGUAUCUGUUAUGAUAAAAAGAUACCAACACAAACAGUCGUUGAGAUUUAAAAAGACUAAUUACUUUAUGUAGAUUUAUAAAUAACAAUGAUUUGUUCUAUAUGCAAUUGAUAAACCAAGUCAUGAUGUUAUAUUGCUACUAGUACUAAUAUAUUGUACAUUAAUGCAUCAAGAGAUGCUCUAAUAAUUUGAUAUCGGCUUUUUUGUAAAUGUGCAAUUUUGUAAUGGAUCUUUUCCUUCCAGCUGUUCUCCUGUUCGUUUAUUUAAUUAAUCUCUGAUCAUUUAGUCUUUCAUCUUAUCAGCUGAGUGGAUGUGUUCUCCCUGAAGUUUAAACACAAGGAACACAAAACGAAGUGCCAUGUUACCCUGUGGGCAGAAUGUGUACACAGGAGCAGUCAAAUUACACUUACUUUUUUUUCGAAAAUUAUUUAAUGAACGGUCAUGGAUUAUCAGAUACUUGUUCUGAAAAUGAGGGCAGGUCAGUAGUUGAUAUGUAUAUUUAUUGAGACGAGGUGAAGUGAAAGGUUUUAUGUAUUUAAAGUGAAAUUUUCAGUAGUGUCUGGGCAAAGAAAUAUAAUCAAAAAUUUUUGUGGGUGGGUGGGUGGGAUUCGACUACUAGUUUUGAUUGUCUUUCAGUGUAAUUUGGAAGCAUCAGCAGAAAUGUUUGAGGUUACUUUUAAAAUGACAUUCAAAUGGGAAUUUUAAUCACCAGCAAGAUUUUAAUGUAUAAUAUUAACAAGACAAACUGGUAGAGCUUUUAAUAUAAAUUAUUAUGUGCACACUUUUAGUUACUUUGUUUUAGAUUGGUCAAGGCAUUUUACUGUUAGAAACAGUCCACACUUCUGUUACCAACUUGUAGGUUAUGAAGCACGAGUUCAAAAUACAGGUAGUUCUGUUUCUGUAGAGUAUGUAGAUUUAUUUGAGUUUGACAGGUUCCUUCUAAAGCUAAAUGCAAAAUUUAAGUCUGGUCUCCUAACCUUGUGUAUAUGCUCAUCAACUGUGCAAGGUCUGGUAAAGGUUGAAGUUAAAAAAGAUAAAAAUCUGUUGAAUUGAAAAGCAGAAGUUGAUAAGCAUGUAUUCACAAUUUCAUUAUGGAUGCACAAGGUUAGUUCUAGUUAGUUCUGUCUUAAAAUACUCAUUAUUAAAACAUAAGUUUCCAUCUUUUGUGAACCAGUUUUCAAUUUUAAACAUAGGAUGUGGUGGUUUUGUUUGAAACAUUUAACUAACUGGAUGGAUAAUCUAACCUAACAUGUCUUGAUGUAAAUGAAUGUGAUAUUUUUUGCAAAUGUGAUGACAGUUUGUGGCAUUGCACCAAGGUUUGUAAUCUCCAGGGAUUUGAUGUGUAGGUGGAUGUGGGCAAACUGUCACUUUGUAAUAUCUAGUUGAUCAAACCUAGGUAAAAAUAUUCAGGCACCUUCAAUGCACCUUUUAUGUACAAUGCCGUAAAACAGGUUUUAAAAAUUUACAGACGAAGAAUUAAGUUUUUAAGAUCAAUAUUCUCUUAUUGUUAAAUUUAAAUGUUAAUUGUGGAUUAAAUUCACUACCAUUUUACCAUACGUACGACCCACCAUUUACAAUAAUAAUAAUAAUAAUAAUAAUACAAACAGGUGAUAUUUACUUGGUUACAAGUUAUAUGUAUUUACAAUUGUCUGUGUAAUUCAUGGAAUUGUUACAAUGUAUCACGUAAUUGUUACAGUGUAUCAUGUAAUUGUUACAAUAUAUCUAUAUGUAUAUGGUUUGUGUAGGCCCUGCUAGCACUGCCAGAGCUUUGUUGAUAGGCUGUCUUGGAUUUGAGGUGAAGGCUGUACAAUGGGUGGGAAUGUCGUCUGCACCAGUCUGAACUCCAUAUAGAAAUAAACUCAAAUGUUAUACA
Messenger RNA from Lingula anatina, 7581 nucleotides. Its product is annotated as protein bicaudal D. Gene Ontology annotation, biological process: microtubule anchoring at microtubule organizing center; protein localization to organelle; regulation of microtubule cytoskeleton organization. Gene Ontology annotation, molecular function: cytoskeletal adaptor activity; dynein complex binding; dynactin binding. The record is from RefSeq and is a predicted model, not a curated record. Lineage: Eukaryota; Metazoa; Brachiopoda; Lingulata; Lingulida; Lingulidae. Gene Ontology annotation, cellular component: Golgi apparatus; cytosol.